This is a messenger RNA of Pieris macdunnoughi, 1086 nucleotides long. The record is from the annotation of a GenBank genome assembly. NCBI's taxonomy places the organism in Eukaryota, Metazoa, Arthropoda, Insecta, Lepidoptera, Pieridae.
AUGUUUCUUGAACUGGAAUUUGGGGCAUUUGAAGAUUUUGCAUGGCUCCGUGAGGGUUCGUUGGGGGGUAGGGGCACGGUAACUCCGAAUGUGGUGGGAACCCAGGGCCCUGAAGGUUUUGAAGGGAGCAAAGUCCCGGAGGCCCCAGGUGUUUCGGGGCCUCGGGGAUCUGGGGGUCCUAGUGAUGGAAGCUGGGCGACUGUCACCAAAAAGAAGAAGGGAAAGGGAAAGAAGGGUGGUUCCCCCGCUGCGCCGGUCCUUCCUCUUGUGAGUGGGGAAAGUGGCCUUGUGGGCCGGGCAGAGGACCAUGGAGUGGGUCACGGCGCAGGUUCCUCGGCUGGGCGAGUGGCAGUCGAUAAGAGGCCUGUCAGGGUGCAGCCUUCGCUCACUCCGUCGAAAACUGCCGCAGUGGUCAUCACAUUGCGGAGUGAGGCGGUGGAGCGGGGGGUCACGUAUGCGGAUGUGCUGACCAAGGCCAGGAAUGGUAUUAGGCUAACGGCGACGGAAGCUCGGAUGUUGGAGGUGCCGGGGGUAGACAGGGAGGAAAAGGCUGAUGUCAUGGCGGAUAGGCUUCGUGUGGUGCUGUCGGAGGAGGUCUUGGCAGGGAGGCCCGUCAAGUGGCCGAACCUUCUUAUUCGGGACCUCGACGACAGCGUCACCGAGAGGGACGUUGCAGUGGCGGUGGCUGCUAUGGGUGGGUGCCCGGUCGAUGCGAUCAAACCGGGGAAGAUUAUGAGGCGCGGGGGGCGGGGUAUAGGGGAGAUGUUCCUUCUGUGUCCGGUCGCAGCUGCUGAGAAGGUGAGGAAUGGGAAGCUCCUCAUUGGGUGGAGCUCCUGUCGGAUUGAAAUCCGAGAGGACCGCCCUUUGAGGUGCUACAAGAGCCAGAAGUUGGGUCACGCGCGAGCGACCUGUGAUUCGGCGGUGGACAUGGCGGAGGCGUGUUUUCGAUAUGGGGUUGUGGGUCACAAGGCCUAUGAUUGCAACUCGAAAGAGCUGCAUUGCGCGGUCUGCUCGGCGGCUGGAAAGCUGGCAGGCCAUAAAAUGGGGGGUAGGGCCUGCAACCCUGGGCCCUGUAUGCCCCUAUAG